UCGUGAGGAAGUAUGUGAGAAGGUCAAUCACAGCUUGCUUCGAUCCACCCGGCCUAUAUUUUUCGAAUCCACCGCAGUGCGCUCAGUAGCAGCGUGGACGCUAAGCUCAAUUCAGUUACAGUGUUGAUUUACAAACAAACAUAUCAAAGCCUACUUUGAUCGAUCGGAUGGAAGUUGAUUUAUUUGCGGCAAUAGCCGUAGGAGCGCUCAUCCUAGCGGUAUAUCAUCACCUGUUGAAGCGGUACCAGUACUUCCUGACGAAACCGGUGUCAUGUGUGAAACCCUCGUUUCCGAUGGGCAGCAGCGGUGUAAUGCUGACCCGCAAACGAGAUAUCUUCAGCCACAUCCAGAUGAUGUACAACACCUAUCCGGACGCGAAGAUAAUGGGAUUCUAUGAUUUCACGAAGCCGGUUUACAUGAUUCGUGACCCGGAGGUCAUCAAGAGGAUAACGGUGAAGGAUUUCGACCAUUUCAUCGAUCAUACACCCUCGAUGACUGGUCAGGGCGAAGAGCCAGGUGAAAACUCCCUGCUUGGAAAUACGCUGUUCGCGUUACGUGGACAGAAGUGGAGGGAUAUGCGCUCGACGAUGAGUCCGGCUUUCACUGGCAGUAAGAUGCGGCACAUGUUCGAACUGGUAGCGGAGAGCGGUCAGUCUACGGCGAAGUUCCUACUUGCGGAAGCUAAGGCCCGGAAAAGGUUGGAGUUUGAGAUGAAGGAUACCUUCACGCGGUUUGGAAACGAUGUGAUCGCGACGGUAGCGUUCGGGAUCAAGGUGGACUCGAUGCGCGACCGUGACAAUGAGUUUUACAUGAAGGGGAAGCAGUUGCUGAACUUCCAGACGUUCUUGUUGAAGAUCAAGUUCAUUAUGAUGCGAGCAAUGCCAACUUUGGCGGAGAAAUUGGGCGUGGAUUUGUUGGAUGCAGAAGCGGUGAAAUAUUUCAAGGGGAUGAUCUUGGAGAACAUGAAGCAGCGUAAGGCGCAUGGAAUCAUUAGGAACGAUAUGAUCCACAUGCUGAUGGAGGUACGAAAGGGAGCACUGAAGCACGAGAAGGAUGAACAGGAUACGAAAGAUGCAGGUUUUGCUACUGUGGAAGAAUCGCAAGUCGGAAAAACGACGCAUUCGAGAAUUUGGAAGGACAAUGAAUUGGUAGCGCAGUGUUUCAUCUUCUUUGUGGCGGGAUUUGACACCGUGUCUACGGGUUUGACCUUCUUGGCAUACGAAUUGGCCCUUAAUCCGGAGAUUCAGCAGCGUCUAUACGAAGAAAUCAUAGAAACUGAAACAACGCUCGAAGGAAAGUCUCUGACCUACGAAGUGUUGCAGAAGAUGAAAUACUUGGACAUGGUCGUAUCUGAGGGCUUACGGAAGUGGCCAGCGGGCAUUCUGGGAGAUCGUUACUGUACCAAGGACUAUCAGUACAAGGAUGCCGCUGGCUCGUUCGUGAUCGAAAAGGGAACCUCGCUAUGGAUUCCCACGAUUGCUAUACACAACGACCCACAGUACUAUCCCAAUCCGGAAAAGUUUGAUCCGGAGCGAUUCAGCGACGAGAACAAAUCCAAGAUCAACCCGUUCGCCUAUAUGCCGUUUGGAGUUGGACCGAGGAAUUGCAUCGGGUCACGACUGGCACUGAUGGAAAUGAAGCUGAUCAUGUACUAUCUGUUGCGUGAGUUCAGCUUCGAACCGACGGAGAAGACGCAGAUUCCUUUGAAGUUGGUCAUGAGCGGAUUCGCCCUGCAGGGAGAGAAGGACGUUUGGUUGGAGUUCAAACCAAGGGCGUUGUAAGAUGGAGUUGAAUUCUGUGUAAUUCUAUGGUACUUAACUAUUUUCGUUGCAAACAUUUUCGACGGCAAUAAAUAGCAGAUACCUAGCACGAAUGUUCAAAAUA
Molecule: messenger RNA, 1884 nt
Organism: Aedes aegypti (yellow fever mosquito)
Lineage: Eukaryota; Metazoa; Arthropoda; Insecta; Diptera; Culicidae
Product: probable cytochrome P450 9f2
Exons: 2
Coding region: 168-1781 (537 amino acids)
Molecular function (GO): heme binding; iron ion binding; monooxygenase activity
Source: RefSeq, a predicted model, not a curated record